Molecule: messenger RNA, 1221 nt
Organism: Trichophyton benhamiae CBS 112371
Lineage: Eukaryota; Fungi; Ascomycota; Eurotiomycetes; Onygenales; Arthrodermataceae
Exons: 4
Coding region: 1-1221 (406 amino acids)
Source: RefSeq, a predicted model, not a curated record
AUGAAUCACUCCUAUGUUUUCGGCGGAGAGGACAUGUCAAAAUUCGCAAGUGAUGACGUAGCAGGUCUGAUGGCGCUGCAUAACUAUGCGUACGAUAUUGACCAGUCCGGCCCUUCGCAUGACCAAGGGGGUGCCGUCGAUGGCGAGGAAUCUACAGAACUAGAAUUCAAAGCAGAGAAUCAAACUAAUGCUGUAGAUGCUGAAGGUGGUCAAGAAAUUGUUGAACAGGGACAGGAGCAACAGGAGCACCAAACUACAGACAAUAACCUCUUUGAAUUCGAUGAUUUAUUCAACCUGACUGGCUCACCAGACCGGAUGUGUGACGCCGAUCUAGCUCCAAAGAACCCUCAGACACAUAAUUUUGAGAACGCCCAGGCUUCAUCUUUUUCUGAAGUGGCCUACAAUACUAGUCCAGUUCAAUCGAGCAAGCAGUUCCGGACACCUCAGUCAGCUACUACAGAUGGAACUGGAGAGCUAAAGCAAUCACCGCAUGAUCACAAUGCAGAUUUGGACACUGAGAAUGUAGAUGACCGGACUUUUUACGAAGCAUUUGCAGCCUAUACUGCCGGCCCGCAAGUUGAGCCCCCACAACCGUACCCAAAUCAGAAUAACAUGAAUCCUGGGGUAACUCAAGAUUUGCAAACAGCCACUGGCCAUUCUACUUCCAAUGUGUACAGCUCAUCGCCCCCUUAUGACCAGGCUCCUGGAAACCCUGCCAUAGCCCGACCAGCGCUUAUGACAUGGAGUCUCCAGAAUGAUCCAAGCCGCAAUGAUGGUCCUGUUGAGAUCAAGGACGAAAGGCAGAAUUAUAAAGACCCUAGCGAUACAGUCACCCUGCAGUUUUCCUCCUCAAAAGAAGCCAAUGACUAUCGCCCAGAUAGGCGGCCUAUGCCAUUUGAUCCUACCAUUCCACGAACUACCUAUGAGCGGCAGGAGUGCGUUAUCAAACUUAUAAAGGCUAUGAGGAGUUUUGAAUGCGCUACAGAUAAUUGGGGAAUGAUUAAGCCCUUUGCGACUAAAAAAUUUAGUGACAGAAAGAUUGAAAUAUGCUGUUGGAACAUUUUAGAUUGCUGUAUUGUGCGACAAGAAGCUGGGCCUUUCCUUACACCAGAAGAAGAAGCUUUGAAAAACAAAACUAGAAAGAAUAAGCAGAACUUCGCAGAGCGUUUUGGCGAUAUGCUUAGAAUUUUGAGGGUUCGAUACUUUUUCCUUGCUCUCUGA